Messenger RNA from Cataglyphis hispanica, 2382 nucleotides. RefSeq lists its product as uncharacterized. The coding region runs from base 57 to 2072 and encodes 671 amino acids. The record is from RefSeq and is a predicted model, not a curated record. NCBI's taxonomy places the organism in Eukaryota, Metazoa, Arthropoda, Insecta, Hymenoptera, Formicidae. The transcript has 3 exons.
GUCAUUGUAUAUUAUUCGUGAAAAUAUAUAUAUAUUGCAAGAAUACGAUUCUAAAAAUGGCGGAGCUUAAAAAUAUAUUACGCAAGUGUAUAAUUAUAGGAGCGAAUUUGUCACCCUCGAUAAACAGUGAACGAUAUUUAUCCUCAUUGUCGGACGAAUCGCCGGAAAUUAAUUACGCGGUUUUCCGAUCUUUCGCGUGUGCCUGCUCGGACACUGUACUAGCAGCAUUGUACAAGUUAGGUUAUUUUAACGAUUUCGACGAACUGUUACAUAUCGCGGGUGAAAUAGUGGAAAUGCGCGAGGCGUUUAAUCAUGAGGAGGAGGAUGCAGGAGGGCUUAUAAGCUUCCUGUUAGCGCAACAUCGUGGAAAUCGUUUAACAGGACGGAACACUCAAGCGAGUACAAGCGUGCAAGAGACUCCCGCUAGGAUGCAGAAACGUAAGGCCGAAGAAGAGCUUGAAGCGGAGUCUUCGUUGCAGAGAGGCGGUGGUAGUAGAAAGAAAAAAAUACCGGCCGCAGAACAUGUGACGCAGACUCGAAAUAAUGAGGAAAGAAGCGAAGAAAACGAAUCAGAAAAUCGUGUCGCUAAUCCCUCAGCGGCGGAGAUUGAAGAGGAGGAAGAAGCAGAGAUACCGCAACGACAACAGCAACAACCGGUUGGCAAUAAUUUUAGUUACAUUAAUUUAUUAGCGGAAAAUACGAGACAAUUUAGGAGAUUCGGAAUAAUGGGGAGAGAAGCGAGUUUCGCAAUACGUCCGUUACAUGACGAUACAAAUAUUUACAGAGCAUUAGAAAAUGCAUUUCGUGAAAUUCACGCGUAUGUGCUAAAUACAUGUCAACCAGACGAUUAUGUGGGGCUGUCCUUUCAUUCGUCAAAUUUAACUCAUGGACCCGCGGGUAUAUCGUUUCGCCCUGCGCGUGACUUAACAUACGAGGAUAUUUGGAGAGUCGUAAGUUCGGUAGCGCAGAGUGCCGGAGGUCUCGAUAUCGCGGAACGUUUCGAUAUUCGCGUUUUCAAUGUCUCGGUUCCUUCGGGUCGUGGUCGCGUUAAAUUAACUCGCGAGGACGUUGCAAAGCGCUCGAUAGUAACAAUUAAUAAUGUGGACAAUUUGUGUUUUCCACGUUCACUCGUAGUAGCUCGAGUUUAUUGUGAACGUGGUAAUUUACGAACGGGCAAAUUGCAUGAAAAAUGGAAUAAUAUAAGACAUCUUCAUUCUCCGCUUCAGCGUGAGCUAGCAAUGCAAUUAACUAGGAAUGCCGGUGUUACAAUAACUAAUGAGGGUUGCGGAAUUGUAGAAAUCGAACGCUUUCAACGCUAUCUUGCAGUUGAUAACAUCGCGAUUGUAGUUUACAAUUUCGCCACUUUUGCUCGUGGUGCGAAACCUAUGUACGACGGUAUCGCGACACUCGCUUCACUCGAACGUGAACCCGCGCUACGUCUAAAUGUAAUGUAUUACGAGCGUUUACGACAUUAUAAUCCCAUUGUAAAUUUAAAUGCCGCCGCGGGUUGUCGAAAUUAUUGCGAACCAUGCAAUAUAGGUUAUCGGAACGAUAAAACGGGUCAUCGUUGUCCGAGUAAAUGUCCGCGAUGUUUCAUUCUGCCAUCGUGUAAACAGUCAGACGUGGAAAUUAUAAAAUGCAACGCAUGUAAACGUGCAUUUUUCGGUAAGGAGUGCUUCGAACGUCAUCGUAGCGUAAAAUCAUACGACGGUAAAUCAUCCGUUAGUAUUUGCAAUGCCGUACGAUUUUGCGAUGAAUGUGGACGUAUCGUUAAAUUUAGCAUGAAACACGAAUGUGGAGUUUCUUACUGCAAAUUAUGCCAGUCGCCAAAGCCGGAGAAUCACUUAUGCUACAUGCAGCCUCUUCGACACAUUGAUGAUUCCUCUAACGAACCGUCAACUUCGUCAUCGACAACGGCAACGUUACCGUACAAGAAGGAACGCGUAGCAUUCGUGUUUUAUGAUUUUGAAACACGGCAGGAUGAGACGCUCGAAGGUACAACUACCGUAAAGAAGCACAUCCCCACUCUUUGCGUAGCGCAGCAAAUUUGCGAGGCGUGCGCGAAAAAAUAAUUUAUCCGUGCGGUGUCGUUGGUGCGGGGUGCGAGAGUUCGUAUUUUGUCACGAUCCGGUAAAACAGUUUGUCGAUUUUGCAACGCGAACGACGAAAUAUUUUAAGCAAAUCAUCUGUAUAGCGCAUAAUGCAAAAGCGUUCGACGCACAAUUUAUUUUAAAGUAUAUUGUCGAAAAUCGUAAUAACCUAGAGCCUAAAUUAAUAUUAAGCGGCACAAAGAUCGUCGUAUUAACGGUAGGACAUACGAAAUUCAUCGACAGUGUAAAUUAUAUGCCGAUGCGUUUAUCCGAUUUACCGAAAGCUUUCGGA